GACUUCGAGAAUCUUGUUCUGGAAGGUGGAGGAAAUAAAGGACUGGCCUACUGCGGAGCUAUAAAAUAUCUACAGGAAGUGGGGAUAAUGCAAAACAUUAAGCGAAUAGCUGGAACGAGUGCAGGAUCCAUGACAGCAGCUCUGUUCACGGUCGGAUACACCGCUGAUGAAAUACAAGAUUUCCUGGGAGGACAGAUUGCUGAUGUAUUUUUGGACCACAGAUGUGGGUAUUGUAGUCUCCUGCCAAAUUUACUUUCCGGAUAUGGAUGGAAUCCCGGGAAAAAGAUAUUCAAUUGGUUUGGGGACAAGAUGGAGAAGAAGACGGGAAAUCCUGACAUUACUUUUAAAGAGGUCUACAAACUUACUGGAAUAGAAUUAUGCAUUGUUGUGACCAACCUUAGUCAGAUGUCAACUGAAUACUGUCACCUGAAAACCACACCAGAUAUGUCGAUAAGAUUAGCCGUCAGGAUGUCUAUGGCCAUUCCAGGCAUCUACAAAGCUAUGAAAUACAAACGAAAUGGACAAACAAGCGUGUACGUCGACGGUGGUGUUUUAUGUAACUAUCCGAUCCACUGUUUUGACGGUUGGUACUUAUCCAUGGCACGCGAAGAUGGUUUUAUUCAAAAACUCCAACCACUUAGCGAAAUACCAAGGCUUUAUGACAAAAGUGAGCGAUUUGGAAAGUAUAACCCUAAAACCCUGGGAUUUUUGUUAUUUGCCGACAAUGAACAAGAUAUCUACGUUGAUGAGCGUGAUAUGGCGAGAACGGUGGGGAUAAAUACGGGGCAUAUGGGUACAACAGAUUUUGAGUUAGAAGAGGAGGAUAUGGAAUUCGUUGUUGAAAGAGGUUAUAAUGCUACCAAAGCCUAUCUGCAGUAUUAUAUAGCUAUGAACAGUCUGAAACAGAAAACAAAACCAAACAGUGAAAUUUGUGAACAAUGA
Messenger RNA from Patella vulgata (common limpet), 942 nucleotides. RefSeq lists its product as uncharacterized. The annotation marks the transcript as partial. The record is from RefSeq and is a predicted model, not a curated record. Gene Ontology annotation, biological process: lipid metabolic process. Lineage: Eukaryota; Metazoa; Mollusca; Gastropoda; Patellidae. The transcript is spliced from 2 exons.